Messenger RNA from Cuculus canorus (common cuckoo), 6526 nucleotides. RefSeq names its product dynein assembly factor with WD repeats 1 (gene DAW1). Gene Ontology annotation, molecular function: protein binding. The record is from RefSeq and is a predicted model, not a curated record. The transcript is spliced from 25 exons. The coding region runs from base 1 to 1341 and encodes 446 amino acids. NCBI's taxonomy places the organism in Eukaryota, Metazoa, Chordata, Aves, Cuculiformes, Cuculidae.
AUGGCUUACAAGGGGAUAAACUCUGUACUAAGAAUUUAUAUAACAAAUAUUGAAAUGACAGUAGAUAUCAUCAUUAUGUACCAAGGGAAGAGAAACAGUAGAAAUUGCCAUUCCUAUGUUCUUCUCAGAGAGGGAAUUAUUCUGGAAUAUGUACAAAGUGAUGAGCUAAAGAUCAGAUCUAUCGAUUUACUUAAUCUCAGACCUGACACAGAUGUUGUAGCCUUAGUAGAAGAAAUUCAAAAAAGAGAACCUCUCAUCACAUCUUCGUACAAGGAACAUGUACUGUAUUUAUUAAAAAGACUGCAAGAGAAGCUAGAAGAAAAAGAUGAUCGAAAGUUUAAUCUUUUUAAGGUACUUAGAGCACAUAUAUUGCCACUGACUAAUGUAGCGUUUAACAAAUCUGGUUCUCGAUUUAUCACUGGAAGCUAUGACAGAACCUGCAAAAUAUGGGAUACUGCUUCAGGAGAAGAGCUACGUACGCUGGAGGGACACAGAAAUGUUGUCUAUGCAAUAGCUUUCAAUAAUCCCUAUGGUGACAAGAUUGCCACUGGAUCUUUUGAUAAAACCUGCAGACUCUGGAGUACAGAGACAGGAAAAUGUUAUCAUACUUUCAGCGGACAUAGUGCAGAAAUAGUAUGUUUAGCAUUUAAUCCUCAGAGCACAUUGGUGGCAACUGGAAGCAUGGAUAGCACCGCCAAAUUAUGGGAUAUAGAGAAAGGAGAAGAAAUAGUCACUUUAAGCGGGCACUCGGCAGAAAUCAUUGCAUUGUCUUUUAAUACCACUGGAGAUAGGAUUAUCACUGGCUCCUUUGACCAUACAGUAAUCCUGUGGGAUGUUGGCACUGGCAGGCUCUUACACACUUUAUUGGGUCACCGAGCAGAGAUUAGCAGUGCACAAUUUAACUGGGACUGUUCUCUUAUUGUCACUGGAUCAAUGGACAAAACAUGCAGGCUGUGGAAUGCUAUGACUGGGACACAUAUAGCAACUUUAGCAGGUAACAGUGAUGAAAUUUUGGAUGUCUGCUUUGAUUAUGUUGGCCAGCGAAUUGCAGCUGCCUCUGCUGAUGGGUCAGUAAGAGUCUAUAGUGCAGAGACCAAGAAAUGCAUUGCAAAGUUAGAGGGACAUGAAGGUGAAAUUUCAAAGGUAUGUUUCAACCCUAAAGGCAAUCGUAUAUUAACAGCCAGCUCUGACAAAACAGCUCGACUCUGGGAUGCUGCUACUGGAUGCUGCCUUCAGAUAUUAGAUGGUCAUACUGAUGAGAUAUUCUCCUGUGCUUUCAAUUACAAAGGCGAUACAAUCAUUACAGGAAGCAAGGAUAACACCUGCAGAAUAUGGCACUGACUGAAGAGAAGGAAAGAUCCAGUUUGCUAUAUGCUGACUUUGUGAGUUUUGUAGUCAAUAAACUCAGUCUUUCAGAUGUGUUUUCUUUUACUUCCUUUGUUCACCCUAAGCUUUGCUGAAUUAGAAAAGCUACCUAGAUUUUGAUAGGUUUGACUUUGCUGAUAUCAGAAGUUGAAAGCGACCUUUGGAGAUCGUCCACACCUCUGCUCAAAGUGCUGCCAGCCAAGCAGGCUGCCCAGAACUGACAUGGCUUCGAAUACCUCCAAAGGAUAGAGACUCCGCAGUUUCUCUGGGCAACAGGCUUAGUGACUGAUCACUCCUUCAGUAAAAAAAAAAGAAUUGGUUGGUUUUUCCUUAUGUUCAAAUGGAAUGUUUUCUUGUAUUUCAAUUUGUGCAUGUUGCCUCUUCACUGGCUACUAACUGGUAAGGGUCUGGAUCUGCUCAGCCACCUGAGAGAAAUGUGGAGUAGCAUGAAUGAAUCUGCCAGGAUGGCCCUGGUUUUUUGGUAUAAUUUUUAACCUGUAACCCUUUUAAUAAUAAUAAUAAAAAGUAGCGUUGCAAUAUUCACAAGUGUGAAAGGGGUGUUGUUAUGCCCUUGCUCUGAGUACUUUGGUAUUAACUUUUUUUGCUGUGUAAUAAAGUAUUGAGUUAAAAUGCCAGUUUUGCUGCUUGUAAUACAACUUCCUACUUGGUAUUUCUAGAGAAAACCAGCAACUAUUUGUGAAAUACAUUGGUCUUAAUUAUUACAUGCAUGCUGUAGUUAAGAUCCCACUCACUCCCCUUUCAUACUUGCUCACAUCUUUCCAUUCAUUCCAUUCCUUCCUGCUCAGCCCUCAUUCUCCUGUUUUCACCUGAGGUAAAAAAAAAAUCAAUAAUGUGGGUGGUGACUCCAACUCUGAAUCCUGUCCUAAAUAUUAUGGCAAGUGUGAAGAAACUCUACACACAAAUGAUUUGGAGCCAAGGAUCAUGACAUAAACUAAUAAGUGGACAAGGAAUUCUGCAAAUUAUUUACCGCAGUAUAACGAGCUGUUGCCCAGACACCAGCAAUUGCCAACAAGUUUCACAUGUGCAGAGUGCUCUCACUUCCCAACACAGCACCUGAAACUGCAGUUGCUCUUUGCAGGGAAACAGUGAGGGAGCAAAGUCAACUCCUCUCUUUCAGCAGCCUUGGAAGAAGGACAAGGAAGCAAAGAAGGUGCAACAGAGGAUUCACUUUCCACUUGACAACUUCCAGCAUCCUCCUUUCUUAGGAUACAACUGCUACUGUGGUGUAUUAUAUUCAACAUCGUGGAUUCUCAUGAGAGAACACAUAUCUGCAGUCAUAGAACAAGGCACGGAUGCCAAACUGUGAGUGGAAUUUAUUGCCCCAAAGAUAAACAAGUGGAAUAUAAAUUCAUCUAAAUCAACCACACAGCAGAUUAAAGCCAACAAUAAUGGAAACUGAAGCAUAUUUCCAGCUAUCACCCCUCAUGGAUUUACAGCUCACCAAACAGCUGUGUUGAAUGGAACAUUUCUUCUGCACUCCUUGGCCUUACAACACAGGGUCUUUUCAAACAGCUACAGAAGAUGUCAUGCGUGCUUCAAACUGCUUGUAGGUGAAACAACAGCUGAAUGAGAAGUACAGAGAACAGAUCUGGAAUGCACUGGAAGAACUCCAGAUCCACUGCAGUAGACAAAAAAUCGAGAAAAAUGUGGAUUUAUCGCCAUCUGGAGGGUGUGCUCUUUCCCUGCUCAUAGUUGGCAUUCUGGGCUCCACAGUACAGGAUGUGUGUGAUAUCCCGAGAAGGGUUUAAUCCCAGCCACACAGAGAAGUUUCUGGCAUUGAAGUUAUCAUUCAGGGUAAUUGGAACCACUUAAUUGUGUAGGGACCUCGCUAGUGCUGCCCCGCGAGUGUGCCAGGCUGCUGCGGCCACAGAACUGCUGCAGUCUGGAGAAUGUCUGGAAGGGACACAGUCCUCGUCACGUUGAACUCUCCACCCAAAUGAAACAGCUUUUUCCAUUCAUCUGACGCACGACAAAGAUCUGCCCUGAGGAUGGUUUCACUGAGCAUUAAAGACCACCAGUGAGGACCUGCAGACAUCCUCUCCUCACCAGUUAAUGGAAAAAGGACAUCACAAGAGAACUUGGCUGUACCCUCCUGGUCUAAUCCACCUCAGAAACUGCUGAAAGACUGUAAUCAGGGCUAAGCUCGCUCCCCACUUAACAGCUGCAGUGAAUGAGAUGAUUUCCAAAGUUGCACCAGGCUCUGCUAAGGAAGUCCCCACCACCUGAGAUGGUGCGUGUGGUACUGUUCCCACACCGUGGCCAUGCAGCUGCCUGCGCGGUCCCCUGCCCCAGCAGGCUGCCCUUUGCUCUGGCAUCCAGGCUGCUUGCAUCCUGCAGGAAUCGUGACUGACAACUGUUAUUGCAGAAUACCCAACUGCAUCUCUCUUGCCAGGUUGGUCUGUUUAUAGAUGGACAAGGGCAAAUCAAUACACUCCGAAUAGGAAAGGAGAGGGACAUAUUAGCCAGAUUUGAUCCUGAGAGACCUUCCUCGCUGGCAGAUGCCGAUUCGUGCUCUUACCUCCAUCAGGAACAUGUGCACACAUCCACAGGCCCUCUCUGCAGCCACGGAAACAAAACAUCUCUGGGGCAUCUGUCAAAUCUCUGCGCUCCUCACAUUUUCUCUGGAGGAUUUUUUGGUGUGGUCUGGGGAGAGGUGGUGCUUUUUUUUCGUUUUUUUAAUGAUAAAAGACUAAAUUAGCUAAAUGUCUUCUUUAUUUUUCUCUAAAUACCAGGUCUCAAAAUGUGCAAUUUAAAAGGUAUGAGAACCUUGAGCUGAGUCCUGCAGGAGUGAGGCACAUUGCCUGCCAGGGGGAAAGGGCAGCAACGGGUAGCUGCACGUCACCAAAUCACACGCGGGAAGGAUGCAAAGCAGUGAGCAAGGUUAUGCAGUUUUCUUGCCGAGGCCAAUGCAGUGAAGUCUUCCCGAAGGGCCUAAUGAAAACGGCUGUUUUGACGUGCAGAAUCAUAAAUCCAUGCUGGUUUCCGUUCUUGUCAUCCCACUCCUCUUGGCUCUCUGGGUGACCAAGUGGUCCCUCUGAUACUUUUUGUCCCAGAACAUUCAUUUAUGGCAGUUUCUCAAGCAGCAUUGCUUGCCAGAUAUUAUUUCUGUUAAUUAGAACUUUUGGCUGCUUGAUAUGCUGGAAAAUUCACAUUUUUGUACUCUCUUUCUCCUGCUUUUGAGUGGUUGUAUUUAUCUAAGAUGAAAGCCAGAUGUUAUAUUAAUAAGAGAACUGCUUUUCCUAAAGGGAAACAUUCAUCAGUACAGAGGCAGACGUAGUUUUGCCUUGAAUUACUUAAAUUCCUCCUUUUUUUUCUUCUGAACAGGAAAUCCAAGAAGAUGUAUUUGAAAGCAACAGUACCGUGACUGCAGAACAAAAGCCAUUUACCCUAAUCCGUUUAAAAGCUGUUCACCAAACAGUCCCAUCAAGCUCCUUCCAUCUAUGGGUCCAAGAGUUUUCAGUCAAUUAAUGAAUAAACGAGAAGUGUCAACAAGACGUUCAGCUAACAGCAGGAACUGGGUGCUUCUUGAGACAAUGUUUUCAAGUUACACGUCAUCACAUUGCAUUUUUGAGCCUGGUUUGUCUUACUGGGAGCAGUGCCAAGGUCAGGCAAAUCAUUAUUUACAAUUAAUGGCAUUUUGAAGACUGCAUACUCUUAAAUUGUGCUUGUUCUUGUCUCUUUUGAACUAUUCUUCAUUUAAUUUCAUUUUGACUGCCAACUUUGUGGAAAAAGGAUCAUUAUAUUCAGUGUUUGGAACAAAGGCCAGAGACUCCGCAGAUCAGCCUUCACACCUGCAUUGACCGGGAGAUAAAUGAUGUCUUCACAGACAGAGCACUUUGCCAGCAGGAAUCACAGUGAACGGCAACUCCAUCCCCAUUAAGCAAGACUGAGUAGCCUGGACAAUCCAGCCAGGUCUGUGCUGUGCUUUUGGGCCAGGACAUCCACCACCAGCACCAGCGUUUGCUGCCAAGUGGCAAAGAAAAGAUAGAGUCUAGCAAGCGACCAUAAGAGUUUACUUCAGCCACGGUCAAUCCUCACCUCUCUGUGGGAGGUCAGCUGGCAAAUAUAGCUUCCUGUGCUGUGGACACAAGCAACACAAAACCUCAGGGGAAUAGGGAAAGUUUCAGGGUGGAUCAGCCAAAGUGCCCAUCACACAGCUUCUUAAUGUCCUGCUACUUCCCACCAGUCGAGCCAGAACUGCCUCCUUUGCUCCACUUGCCAAAAUCCUGCAUCCCUCCAGUUAUUCUCUCCAAGUCCAAACUGGUCACUCAGAUGUAGCCCACCUCAGAAGAAUCAGCCCUGUCUUGCAUCUCUCCAUAUCACCCAGGGCAGGUCCUGCACCAGCUUCAGAGGAGUCACCUUAAAUCUACAUCAUCUUGAAUGAAAGGAGAAAAUCUGGCUAUUUCCAUUAUCCAUCUCUGUCCCCAGCACAUAAAAAGCUGCUUACCUUGCUGAAAAUACAUUGAAAUCCCAGAUUUAAAACACCUUGGAGCUUCUGAGGACGAGUCCAGAGCUGGAUUUUAUCUGAAACGUGCUAUGAAGAAAAGAAGGGCAAAUGCUCAAAUCUUUCUUCUCAGUCUCUAUAUGCUACUAAAUUAGACAUUUUUUGAAGACCUUGUUUGCAUUAGAUUCAUCCUUAUUUUGUUCCUUUUGUAACAGGAAAGAGAUGUAAGAACCUUUUAAAGCAAUCCUCAAAAUCUGCUGGUUACAACCAACCUCCUCACUAUUUUCCUUUGUUGAUGAAUGAACUGAAAACACACCAAGAGCACUAGAAAAUUAACCUGCCAGGUGUAAUUAUGUAUGCUUACUUUGAAAGACGGUGUAAAGAACUCCAUUAGAUUUUUACUGCAGAAUCAUUAAUCUAUUAUUUCACAUCAGAUGACAAGAAAAUUUAACAAGAACAUUUCAUCAUGAUAAAUUCAGAUAUAUAUUGCUCAGAAAACCACCGCACCAGGAUUUUUCUGCAUACAUACAUACGUAAGGAAAAGGGGAUCAGCACCAUCCAGAGGCACAGGUUCUGCAGACAGGAGCGGUGGCUUGGCUAGUGGCCAAAUGCCCUCUCACAAGUCUUGCCUUUACUACUAAUACACAACUAAUUAAUCUCCUUCAUAAACAACCUGAACUCAUAGUAUCAAGUGCC